AUGCCUAGCCCUGAUAGAGACCCCGUCCUGCAGUUGUUAGUUGUUAGUAAGCCCCAGGCUUUGGCAAGGCCUUGGCCCUGGUCCUCCGACUGGAGGCAGGGUGGGAAGGAGGUGGUUGACCAGCAACUCUCUCCUCCCCAGGACAAAGGAGACGCUGGAGUCAAGGAGCUGGACGGCUUGAAGAGUGAUCGACUGAGAACUGUCCAGCUCAAUGUCUGCAAAAGUGAGGAGGUGGAGAAAGUGGUGGAGACCGUCCGCUCGAGCCUGGAGGACCCUGAGAAAGGCCUGUGGGGCCUCGUUAACAAUGCGGGCAUCUCAACUUUCGGAGAAGUAGAGUUCACCAGCAUGGAGACCUACAAGGAAGUGGCGGAAGUGAACCUUUGGGGCACAGUGAGGAUGACAAAAUCCUUUCUCCCCCUCAUCCGAAGGGCCAAAGGCCGCGUCGUCAACAUCAGCAGCAUGCUGGGCCGCAUGGCCAACCCGGCCCGCUCCCCAUACUGCAUCACCAAGUUCGGGGUGGAGGCCUUCUCUGACUGCCUGCGCUACGAGAUGCACCCGCUGGGCGUCAAGGUCAGCGUGGUGGAACCUGGCAACUUCAUCGCCGCCACCAGCCUCUACAGCCCUGAGCGCAUCCAGGCCAUCGCCGAUAAGAUGUGGCACGAGCUGCCUGAGGUGGUACGCCAGGACUACGGCAGGAAGUACUUUGACGAGAAGAUCGCCAAGAUGGAGACCUACUGUAACAGUGGCUCCACGGACACAUCCCCUGUCAUCAGCGCUGUCACCCACGCUCUGACCUCUGCCAGCCCCUACACGCGCUACCACCCCAUGGACUAUUACUGGUGGCUUCGAAUGCAGGUCAUGACCCACUUGCCCGCAGCAGUGUCCGACAGGAUCUACAUACACUGAAGACGGUCCCACUGGCCUCUGUUGGGGAGCCCUGGGGGGAGGGAAGAGAGAGGGGCGCAGGGAGGGAGGGUCUUGUGUGGUCGCCGCUUGAGUACCACCUUGUGCAUUACCCACAGUCCCAGGAGAACCUACCACCAGUUGUAGGAUUAACCAGAGGAGAUAGCCCAGCCCUACUUGUGUGCACGGCGAGUGGUUUGGGCCUUCUCGGUCGGCGUACGGAGUGGUGGGCAGGCUCCCUACACCUCAGGGCAAACAUAAUACAUCCAUCUUUCUCAAGUUGAUUUCAUACAAAGAGUUUGGGAAGACACAUUUAUAUUAAACACAGAUUUAUUAUGAAAUACAA
Messenger RNA from Leptonychotes weddellii (Weddell seal), 1249 nucleotides. Lineage: Eukaryota; Metazoa; Chordata; Mammalia; Carnivora; Phocidae. The record is from RefSeq and is a predicted model, not a curated record.